AUGGUAACGGACAUUAAAACAUUCUUUACCUCUGAAAUGGCGACAUUAAAAGCUGACCUAGGCAUGCUAGAAGGGAGAAUUAAAGCCAUGGAGGAUACCGUCCAAAGUUUUGGACUUAAACAACAAUCUGCUGAUACUCACCUACUGGAGGUGUCAAGCACCUGUGCAGCGCUAAGUGCUAAGGUGGAACACCUGGAAGACUUGGCACGCCAGCGCAACAUAAAAAUUUGGGGUAUUCCUGACAUUGUCGAUGUUGGAGAACUACCCCACUAUAUCAGAAGACUGUUUGCAGCAUCCUUGACACCCAAGCAAGCUAAAGGGUUGCAGCACGAUGGAUAUACAGACACAUCCCAGGGAUGUGAUUCUAAGCUUCAGGUCACGAUCCGACAAGGACACCUUCCUCUCACAGGUCAAAGGUCACGCACUAUUUAUGUUUGAGCAACAUGCUUUGAGCUUCUAUCAUGACCUCAGCAGAGCAACGCUGCAAUGGUGAGCUACAUUUAAGGAGGUGACCAGCCAGCUG
Pelobates cultripes (western spadefoot toad) is the source of this 523-nucleotide messenger RNA. NCBI's taxonomy places the organism in Eukaryota, Metazoa, Chordata, Amphibia, Anura, Pelobatidae. The record is from the annotation of a GenBank genome assembly.